Molecule: messenger RNA, 5490 nt
Organism: Polypterus senegalus (gray bichir)
Lineage: Eukaryota; Metazoa; Chordata; Cladistia; Polypteriformes; Polypteridae
Gene: scai
Product: suppressor of cancer cell invasion
Exons: 19
Coding region: 598-2295 (565 amino acids)
Biological process (GO): DNA-templated transcription
Cellular component (GO): nucleus
Molecular function (GO): transcription corepressor activity
Source: RefSeq, a predicted model, not a curated record
CGAGAGGGGGCGGAGUCACGCUUGGUAGAGGCGCACUUCAAACAUGAGCCCAUCCACUCCCCGCCGCCUUCCCCAAACUGACACUGAAUCGUAAUUACAUGUCCAUGAAAAAAAAAAAGAGCAGGACAAAGCGGGGUUCUUCUUUUAUUUACACAUCUUGUUUUGUUUAAACACAAGCCCUUACUAAUGAAUGUGUUUGCCGAGUAGCUUGAAAACGCUGCAAUAAUCAUCCGAAAGAAAAAAAAAAAUUGUGCUCGGGUGCCAGAGAGACGAGCAGCAAUUCUGAAAGAGAAGGGGGAAAAAAGAGAAGAUUCAUCAGAUAGUUACUUCCUUAUGUGUACACGUUGAAAAAGCAGGUUCGACAGCACGUCGGGAUCGUUGCCGGAUGAGCGGAGAGAGCUGCUCGAGACACCACCACCCGGCGGCAGCCGAAGCGUACCGAUCGCAGACUCCAGCGCCUGCUGCAGGUCCAGCGGCGGCUGCUGGUUCUGAUUUUGGUUUGCCUUGUGGAGAAAUAAAUCCCUGUGAAACAAAAGGACACAGUGUUACCUUGUUGUUGAAGGUACUGGAAAGAAUAAAUCAUAAGGAAGAAGCACAAUGUCAGCUGGGGGUGCAGAGGAGGACAUCCCUCUGGGAGAGAGAAAGACCGUCACAGACUUCUGUUACCUCUUGGAUAAAUCCAAGCAGCUCUUUAAUGGUUUAAGAGAUUUGCCUCAGUAUGGUCAUAAACAAUGGCAGUCUUAUUUUGGGAGAACUUUUGAUGUUUACACAAAGCUGUGGAAGUUUCAGCAGCAGCACAGACAAGUGCUAGACAACCGGUAUGGUCUGAAGAGAUGGCAGAUUGGAGAAAUUGCUUCCAAAAUUGGCCAGCUGUACUAUCACUACUACUUGAGAACGUCAGAAACAAGCUACUUGAAUGAAGCCUUUUCUUUCUACUCUGCAAUAAGGCAAAGAUCCUAUUAUUCCCAAGUCAGUAAAGAAGACAGGCCCGAACUUGUUGUCAAGAAACUCCGCUAUUAUGCACGCUACAUUGUUGUCUGUCUGUUGCUCAACAAAAUGGACCUCGUGAAAGAAUUAGUAAAGGAUUUAUCAGAUGAAAUAGAAGAUUAUACACAUCGUUUUAACACAGAGGACCAGUUGGAAUGGAACCUCGUUUUGCAGGAAGUGGCAGCCUUCAUUGAGGCGGAUCCAGUGAUGGUUUUAAAUGACGACAAUGCUGUAGUGAUAACAUCCAAUCGACUGGCCGAAGGAGGGGUGCCUCAGCUGGAACAGGGCAUGAUUGUGGGUCAGCUAACACUGGCAGAUGCCUUAAUUAUUGGAAACUGCAAUAAUCAGGUGAAAUUUAGUGAAUUGACGAUAGACAUGUUUCGAAUGCUACAAGCACUGGAAAGGGAACCUGUGAAUCUGGCCACGCAGAUGAAUAAGCCGGGAACUUUGGAGUCGAGUGAGAAACCAACCAAGAGAGAAAAUCCUCACAAGUACCUGCUGUACAAGCCAACCUUCAGCCAGCUCUACACGUUCCUCUCUGCAUCUUUUAAGGAACUGCCUGCCAAUAGCGUGCUGCUGAUUUAUCUGUCUGCGACUGGAAUCUUCCCCACAGGUCGCUCUGACUAUGAAGGCCCCUACGAUUUUGGUGGAGUGCUGACCAACAGCAACCGUGAUGUGUUGAAUGGAGAGACGGUGCACAAACGCAAUCAGUCGCACAAGGAGAUGCACUGCCUCCAUCCAGGUGACCUGUACCCGUUCACUCGAAAGCCUUUGUUUGUUAUUGUAGAUUCUUCUAACAGUGUGGCCUAUAAGAAUUUCACUAACUUGUUUGGUCAGCCUUUGGUGUGUCUGCUUUCACCGACUGCUUAUCCUAAAAGCAUGCAAGAUCAGUCCCAACGAGGAAGCCUCUUCACGCUUUUUCUAUACAACCCCCUGAUGGCCUUCCUUCACACAUGUGGUUUGUCCAGUAUGCGUAGGGGAUUGUGGGACAAAUGUCAGGAUUAUCUGCGAAAGGUCUACCGGGAUGUGGGUCAGCUGAUCACACGCGCUCGCUCUAUAGACCAAGCCUUUCUUCAGUUCUUUGGAGAUGAAUUUCUUCGACUGCUGCUUAUCCGGUUUGUGUUUUGUUCAGCGACACUUAGGCUCCACAAGAUUUUUAGGGAGACAAGGAAUUAUCCGGAAACAUACCCUCAGCUUCCUAAAGAAGAUACCAUCGAGAACCCGUUGGUUCAGAAGCACAUUCUUGAGCUGGCAUCAAUGUUGGAUGUUCAGAAUCUUUUCUUCAACAGCACCAUUGAUGAUUACUAAGUGGACACCAGCCCUCUUGUUUUAUAGAUCGCCGAUUUUUGAAAAUGUUUGGUUUUCCUACAUAAUGUCAGAUCUGUUCACGUUACUCUUUCUACUUUUUAAAGGCCUAUGGAAUAUUUUUGAAACCAAGAGGUGCAGCUAUAUUUGGGAUGUCAGGAAAACAUGGGUCUACGAGGGCUUAAAACAAAAAGAAAACCGAGACUGAGCUUUUGAUAAAGAGGAAGGCGCAACCUUCACUUUCGGUGGUAGACUGCCUUGAGACAGUUCUGCAUGUGUAUAUUACUUGCUGUUUGAUACAGAUGUCCAGCUCCUCGCUUGCAGUAGUCCUUUUUGCACCAUUCCACUUUGGUUGUGAAAGUCUGUUUCCUUGUAAUUAGAGGUGAGUAACCAUCUCUGAUUAGUUUGUCGUUUGCACAAUGUGACGUGUCUUCAGCCUGCAUGUACAGUACGGAGACAACGAUCAGGCAUAGAAUCGUCCAACUUUGCAGCAUUUUGCCUGCAGUUCUGAGGUUCGGUACUCAAUGUUUGUUGUUUUUUCCGUGGGAGUAUCUUGGUGAUGGACAUCGAUAUUUCCCGUAGAGUACGAAAGGACGGCCACAUUGCCAAAAAAGGCCGAGGCCUUUCAAUCAUUGCAAAGCCAUUCCUUUUUGAAUAAAUGCCCAUUCAUGUAUAAGCAAUACAUAGAACAAUGUGGUCAGACCUUGACGUGGAGGACCAAACAGUUACGGGCCCACCUUUCAUGCUACCUGACAGCAUGCGUGUGCAGUGUGUAGUGUACUGUAUAUUGUAAAGUGUACCGAUCUAAAUGUUUUUACCACGAGGUGGACACAUCUGUCAAACUGUGUUUGAGAAUUUUUGUUUUUGUUUUAAUUACGUUUGGCCGUUUUAUCUUUUGAUGAGGAACGGAUGUCCUUUGGUAGAUGCGUAACGCUCAUGUAAAGAAAUCUCCUAAAAACUCCGGUUCCUUGGUUUAGGGACGCUUUUAACACACAUUUUUCACGCUUGGGCUAUCCCAGGAGAAUGGCAUGUCUUAAUACUGAAAGUGACCAAAUGCCUGAGAUCUAAAAGUCUGUGAAAAUUAGUUUAUUUAGCAACCUUUGGGUUUUUGCAAAGCACAUUAGCACGUUUUCUUGAACUUGGCAUGGCUAAUGUGUACGAGUAUAAACAAAGAAGCUAAUAUUGUUAACUUAACAUAUACAUGUAUUUUGCUAUUUAUAAAAUGUAUUUAUUAUCGAUCUUAAUUUAAGAGAAAUCACACAAUAAGUGAACAUUGGUUAAUUCCUUCGUAUCAUAUCCUGAUUUAGACACUUCCGUAUGCCAUGAUGUUUAUGCACUUGUCUUAUAAUAAUGCUAAGAUAUACAUAUAUAUUUUUCAAACAUAUUUUGAUUAACCAGGGUUAUUUCAUUUACUUCGUAAAGGAGUAGUUGUUCCAAUUUUGAUAAAUACGGAUCAUUUGAUGAUACAUAUUUAGAUAUAAUUUCUUUUCAAGUCAGUUUAGAAUAUUGGCUUCCGAAAUGAGUGUAGGAUUGAUGGUGACGUCGUAGGAAUAGCAUUGGAACUGUGGCGAUGCCACCUCUCAAAAAAUGUGAAAAAAAAAGUGAAGCACAUACACAAUUAAAACACAGAGGAGCAAAAAAAGUAAAAUUGUUUUGCAGAGUUGUUCUUGCCAAAUUAACACUCUGGGGACACGUGAGACGGUCAACGUUUUGCAUUUUUGUCCUGCUUUUUGUGCCAUUUAUGGGAAUGCGGAUGCUGUGCCUUUAGGGCUGGCAUCACAAUACCCGCUUUCCAAUCGUAAUCACAAUACACUGUACUGAAUGUAAAGCAGACAGUCAGUCCAAAUUAUUAAAGUGUGAGGAUCAGGAGAAAGAAAGCAAGUGUCAAAAAAAGCCGAAAAGAGAUAAACGGCAAAUCAAAGACAAACGGUACGAGCUUAGUUUCAAACAACCAGUAAUCCAAGUUCAAAGUAAAGCGAUUUCUGCGUGUGGUUCUCUCUCAGAUACUUGUGACUAUUUUAGGGUGAGCCUUAUACCGUCGCUCCAAUGAUGUCACUAUUGCCAAUGCAUCAUGGGAAAUCCCCAAGGAAACAGGUAAUACAAAAUAGCGGCUCCAUCCCCAAAUGAUACCCAGAUGAGGGAAACCCAAGAAAGAAGCUUGAAUCAUAACAUACUUAAUCAGAAUGCACGUGCAUUACCAUCGAUUGUGAAGUGUGACAUGCCAGUGACGCCCUGUGACAACAUCAAGCUGGUCUGAUUUUAUCAUAGUGAGUCGUAGCAGUGGACUCUUGUAUGCGUGACGGUUAACAGCCAGUGAGCGCUCAGCUUGAAGUCUGAUGCAUAAAAUGCCACAGAAUGCCAAAGAACAAUAACGACUACAACGAACGAAGGAAACUGUGAGUUUUGAAUGAUGCUAAAGGAGUAGAGUCCCACUGAACUUUGGAGCAAGCACUGCUGUCUGUUCAAUUUUUGAUGUUUGCCAUAACAUGGCUGAGGGUUACAGCUUAUUCUAAUGGGCUCCAUGCUGAUUGGCUCCAGCAAAUAUGCAAUUUAGAAUCUAUUGUAUUCAGGAGUUUCAAACAUGGCAACAGGAGAGGACCUUCACUAGCCUGUCCGGAAGCAGCUCUCCCCCAAGUCAGCCAGAUUCCAAAUACCACCUACAGGCCUCGGCCUUCUCAGGCCUAAAAUGAGGUACUAGCAUUAGAAGUUCUAAAUGUAACAAAGUCCCAAAAUGUAUCAGAAAUACCCUACAAGGCAGAGGGUUUCUGUAACAAAAAGGCAACAGUUAAUAUUUAUAAAUGAAAUAUUUAAUAAAUAAUCAAAAAAGAAGAACAAAUGCAAAACAGGAUGUGCCUAAAAGGCAAUUCAAAGUAAACAAGCACCAAUGCACAGCCCUAAGGCUGAAAUUCAAAAAACAGAGCAAUGGAAUCCAGUAAAUAAAUCAAAGACAAGCAAAAUUCAGAAAAAACUCCAACCCAAUGACGCACUGCGACAGAGGGCGGACCUAGCAGCAGUGAUGUCACCUUUGCCCCACCUCCUGGAGCUCCACCCAUAAAUUACUGGGAAUGGAGUCACAUUUUAAAGGCACAGUACAUAAAUAUUGCAUAAUAAGUUGACAUGACAGAAAUCAAUCAAUCAAUCAAUCAAAAUUUAUUUAUAUAGCACAUAUUCAUACAAAAAAAUGUAGCUCAAAGUGCU